AGCAAAACUGCACCCGACAGCACAUAAGCGGUUGUUGUGUGUUUGUGUUUGUGUUUGUUUGUUGUGGGAGAAGAAAGAAAGCAAGAGGAGAUGAGUGUGUUCGUGCUGCUCGUGCUGGUGGUGCUGGUGGCUGCCGUGCUUGCAGGCACCACGUCUGCACAGGAGGAAGUUGAAACGGUCUUGUGGCAGUUUCAGCGCGAGGAUGGCCAGUUUUUGUCUGGCCAAGCACUGCAGGAUGCACUUGGUCCCCUGACUGUGGAGCAAGGCACCAUUGUUCGAUUCCGAUGGGAGCCAUAUGGAUUUGCACAUGGACUGUUCCAGGUGACAAACCAGAACGACUUUGACAACUGCAACCUCGUGGGCACAGAGCUCGUUGCUCGCAGCACGCGGGGCGACUACAAUGCGACACUUGAUCCCGGGACAUACUUUUUCGUUGGAGGCGUUGGUUCCAACUGUGAGACAGGCAUGAAGGUUCGCGUCACGGUGCUUGAGCAAGGCGAGACGGUGCCACCAACUGUGAUGACCACGACGCCGAUUCCAGCCAUUGAGUCAGACCUCGCCAAGGUUGUUGUGGUUGACUGGGAGUACAACGUGCCCAAGCCGGAUGUCGAGGCAAACCAGGACGACAUUAUCCAGUUUCGCUGGAGCGGCUCAAUCUCCAGCAGCGUUCGCCGCGUGACGCAAGAAAACUAUGAAGCGUGCAACUUCAACAACCCGCUUGAGAUUGUGUCUGAAUCGACAACGAGCAACGUGGUCAACGUGACUGGCCUUGACGUCGGUCGACACUACUUCAUCUCGGCGGAGAUUACCCACUGCUCAUCGGCUCACAUGAGCGUGGCGGUGAACAUUGUGCCGCGUCUUAUCCGCUACUGGAUCACACUCUACCCAUCCGACGUCUCAUCCACCACAGAUUCGAGUGUUUCGCUGACGCUGACGGGUUACGAUUCGGAGUUGCGCGUGUGGACAUCGCCCGCAACGAUUGUGAACGAGGCGACAACUGGCAGCGGGGAUUCCGUCGCACUCGACAUUUCCGCUGAGGAAGCACACACGUUUGAGAUUGUUGCACGGGAUGUUGGAACGCCCAUCGCUGUUCGAAUGUCCGCGGUGCCAGGCAGCGGCUUUGCUCCAUCUCGUGUGCGUGUGCGCGCGCGCGCGGAGGAUUUGGAUGACGGCGAUGCGCGCGAGAGCAAGACGUUCACGUGCUCGCGACCGGAGGGCGGAGAUGUGGACGGCGUGUCCGCAAUCAAUUGCAUCGUCCCGGCGGAUGGAAGCACCAGCACGCCGCCGCCAACGUCAACCAACACCACCCAGCAGGAGCGCGAUUGCGAGUGUUUCCGGCAGCUCCUUGCGCACCACCCGAGCCAGCGCGUGCUUGCAUGCAGCAAAGACGGCUGCUUCGCCACAGUUGACGAUGGCACAGCGGGCUGGUCAACGCUUCCUGCCAUCCGAUCUCUGAUUGGAACGGGAACAGACUCUCGUCUGUUUGCCGUCAGUCCAACAAACGCCACUCUUGCCAGCAUUGACGGAGGUUUGACGUGGCAGGAAGUGACCGAGACAUCGACCAUCGCAACACCAGCCACCGUCUUUUCCGACCCGUUGUUUGAAGGGUCGGGUGACACGCCCCUUGAUCGCCACGUGCAAACGUCAUCGUCCGCUGCUGCCGACUGGGGCAUCACCCGAAAGGGCGUGCUUGUGAACACUGCUGGCACGUGGGCGUUUCGUGCGCUGUGGUCGUGCACAUGUGAUGGCUCCUGUGGCCUCAAGUGUGACCAGCCCCUCUUCUGACUCAUUCAAUCAACACCUUGUUGUUCGGCCCCUCCCUGCCUGGCUUUCCUGUGUUGUUGUGCAGUGAGCAUGUGUGUGUCUUCGUUUUUGUUGUCAUGCGUUUCUGUGUUGUCAUGUGUUUCUGUGUUGUCAUGUGUUUCU
Salpingoeca rosetta is the source of this 1926-nucleotide messenger RNA. RefSeq lists its product as uncharacterized. The transcript is spliced from 21 exons. Bases 91 to 1785 code for a protein of 564 amino acids. Gene Ontology annotation, molecular function: electron transfer activity. The record is from RefSeq and is a predicted model, not a curated record. Gene Ontology annotation, cellular component: plasma membrane. Lineage: Eukaryota; Choanoflagellata; Craspedida; Salpingoecidae.